UUGAUAUUUGUAACUGAUUCCAUUUAAAGAUGAAUGAAUUAUUCAGACUUCAAUAGCCAGUUUAAGUUUUUGGUAUUUCUAUAAACUAUACAAGGAUCAAAUUGUUUUUGUUGUUUGUUUGGUUUUUUUUUUGUUUUUUUUUUGUUUGUUUGUUUUUUGUUUUUUUUUUAAAGCUGCUCCUUCAAAAAAGCAACAAAGUUUCUAGAUUCUAAUUGGGCAAACGCCCAUAAAUAAAGUGAUUGUCAGACUGCUCUGGAGAUCUGAUUAAGGGCUAAUAGGUGCUGAAUUAAAGCUUGGACGCCGCUUUAUGUCUCUGCUGCUUCAUUGAGAAGCGCUGUGUAUCGCAGCUCCCGUGGGUCUGCUCAUGAUGGGAUAAUCAUGUUCAUCCCGACUAAAAUUACAGCUGAUUGUUUUACCCAUUAUUUUGCCCAACUUUUAAUUCCUUUCUCCCAAAGGAUCAUUGCACUCGGUAAUUGCAAAGAACUGACCUUGUAUGUGUCACCCACUCGACCUAGAAAUCCAAUUUUGUUAAACUUUGCAUGGCGAUUUGACCAUAUUAGACUAGUCUUUGUAGCUUUGUGGCUUGAAAGUUAAUGAGAAUUUUUUUUUUUUGAAAGGUUAUUUAUAUUCGAAGUGACCACAAACUGAGUUUUCAGUAAGCCUAAUUCGUCUGUUAAUUACUUAAUGGCUACAUAAUUGCUUAUUGGAGUGAAUGCGGUUAACUUUGGGCUUCACCCAGGAAGAUUAGCCUAUAUUCAAGUGCAGUAAACUAUCAGAAUUCUUUUUGGGGGGGAAAUAUUCUUUUGAUUAAUUGGCGUGGAUUGUUUGAAUCUGGUUGACGAGAUGCUUUUAUAAAGGCCUUGUUUUUCUUAUAAAUAUUUCUUGGAACAAACAUUAUCAUAACCUCAAUCCCGAUGGAGAAGCGAGGGAGGAAGGAAGGAAGGAAGGAAGGAAGGAAGGGGGAAAAAUAAGCCUAUUUAGUGACUUUCCAGUCCAGUGGUCUUAACGUUGAAAGUGAGCUGACAGCUGCGUAUAUCAACGGCCCACAUCAUCGCUCACACGCCGCUCGCCUCCGCCGCUUCUCACGGCCGCAGACGGAGAUAAUAGGCUAUUAGAGGCGCGGGAUUAAUUUGUAGCCAAUUACGGCUCACAGUAGAAUAUGAAUACAUAAAUAAGGCGUAGCGCUUGUGCGUGGGUUCCGGCGGGGUAAGAGAAGGAUAUAGGGGAGGGGGUGAGAGAGCAAACGGGCGCACAGGCGGGACAUAAACGUGGGGGGUGGGUGAAGGGGGGAGAACUCAAGAGGGGGUGGUGGUUAACCCCCCCUCCCUAAAAAAAAAAAGAGAGAGAACCGGUGCAAGAGAGAUCAACAUCCAUCCAGCGGGCAUCUGUCCACUCCAACACACAGUGCUGAACAGGAUCUAGAUAGAGCGCUGUAUGCACUACUGAGAGUGUGAGGAGCUCCGAAAUUUUUUUACACACACACACACACACACACACACACACACACACACACACACACACCGGCAUGCUUUAAGCCGAAUACGUUUCUAGUGGGAGAAACUAUGAAUAGGGAUAAAGUGCAGGUGGGCGACAUCUCCAUCGAACCGCCGACGACUGGCAUCGCUGCACAAACAGCAGUAAUCGUGGUCGCGUCUCCGGAAAGCAUGGACAUGGACGCGCACGGGGAAAAGCGCAUCGCUUCCGGUGAGUUGGCUGUGUUUUCCUGCCCCGCAGCCAGAGAUGUGCUUCAGGCGGAAAGCCGAGAGAACUCCGUGCGCCAGGACGCACCGGCGCUUCCUCCAGCCAGCGCUCCUCGGACCACUUCGUUCUCAGUGCUGGACAUUUUGGACCCAAAUAAGUUCACAAGCAAAAGGCAGCCAGCCAACAGGACAGGCUGUGACUCCGGCUGUGGGUUCGGGACAGAAAACAGAGGCGAAGAUUCCAAUCACGCAGCAGAUCAGAAAGCAUAUCCUGAAGAGUACGACUGCAAGAAAUCGUCCGGGAUGCUAAAGGAUGGCUUCGUGUUCAGAUCUGCAGAGUGUGAGAAUGAUUUUGCGCGUGGGAAUCACACGGACAGCGAGCUGCAGGAUGAUCUGUGCAGUGAGGAGAGCAGCGGCGCGCUCACCGGAAACCCCGACGGAGAGGACGAGGACCCGGCCAUGAAAAGCCCGAGUCCGGGCAGCCAGCAGAGCCAGCAGUCCUCCUCAAAUGGACAGAAUCAACAAGGCAAGCCGAAGAGAAAACGCUCCGGCUCGGAUUCGAAGUCCGGAAAGCCGAGAAGAGCUCGGACUGCGUUCACGUACGAGCAGCUCGUGGCGCUGGAGAACAAGUUCAAGUCGACGCGCUACCUUUCCGUGUGCGAGCGCCUCAACCUGGCGCUGUCACUGAGUUUAACGGAGACGCAGGUGAAAAUCUGGUUUCAAAACCGCCGGACAAAGUGGAAGAAGCAGAACCCGGGAGCAGACACUAGCGCUCCGACGGGUGGUGGCGGUGGAGGAGGACCGAACGGACCGGGCGCCGGUUUGGGCGGCUUGAGUCCCCUCAGUCCGUCUCCACCCAUGAGCGGUCAUCUAUCAAUGCACACCAGCUAUCCAAGUCACACACCUGGAGGACUAAUGUGCACUACUCAGUUACCCUUCCUGCCUAGUCAUGCAGUACUGUCCCCGUUCAUGCUGAGCUCGCAGACGUACGGAGCGCCCGCCUUUUACACGCCGCACUUGUAA
Ictalurus furcatus (blue catfish) is the source of this 2723-nucleotide messenger RNA. It is a transcript of the gene nkx1-2b, whose product is annotated as NK1 transcription factor related 2-like,b. Gene Ontology annotation, molecular function: DNA-binding transcription factor activity, RNA polymerase II-specific; RNA polymerase II cis-regulatory region sequence-specific DNA binding. The transcript is spliced from 2 exons. NCBI's taxonomy places the organism in Eukaryota, Metazoa, Chordata, Actinopteri, Siluriformes, Ictaluridae. Gene Ontology annotation, cellular component: nucleus. Gene Ontology annotation, biological process: cell differentiation; regulation of transcription by RNA polymerase II. The record is from RefSeq and is a predicted model, not a curated record. Bases 1563 to 2723 code for a protein of 386 amino acids.